GACUAUCUGAUAUCUCCGGUCGGGCUCGGACUUGCCAAGCCCGUGAGAUAACCGGAUCCAAAGUUUUCUUCCCCAGCUGCGGUAGUCUCGUUUUCUCCUCUUUUGUCAUCGUUUCAUCUCUGCCAUCAACUUACCGCCCACGUUUGUAUGGUAUAGUUGCAGAGUCAUCUUAACUAUGUCUAGCGUUGCACCUUCUGCCUUGAGACAGGCAUCUCGAGCCUAUGCUCGACGCCUUUCGUCGGCCCAGCAUGGCUCCUUGACGUCUUUGCCCAGACGAGUCCUCGCCACUGGCGCUGGGAACCCCUCGAAGCGAUCAUACGUCUCUGAGACAAAGGCUGGAAAUGCCCAGGUCUCUGUUGACACGGCCAUUAAGGCUGAGCAGAAGGCCUUCAUGAACCAGACCGGUAUGCAGCCCGGAAAGGUCGACCUCCCUGCCUCUGGCGUCUCCGGAGACACCUCGAUGAGCCCCAACGCCGGCAUCUUGAAGCAGGCCACCGUUAUGGACCAGGGCACUCGCCCCAUCUACCUUGACAUGCAAGCAACCACACCACUCGAUCCUCGUGUCCUCGAUGCAAUGCUCCCUUACCUUACCGGCAUCUACGGCAACCCCCACUCGAGAACCCAUGCUUACGGUUGGGAAUCGGAGAAGGCCGUCGAGCAGGCCAGAGAACACAUCGCAAAUCUAAUUGGCGCGGACCCCAAGGAGAUCAUCUUCACCAGCGGUGCCACUGAGAGUAACAACAUGAGCAUCAAGGGUGUCGCCAAAUUCUUCGGUCGCUCCGGCAAGAAGAAGCACAUCAUCACAACACAGACCGAGCACAAGUGUGUCCUGGACAGCUGCCGACAUCUUCAGGAUGAGGGAUACGAAGUGACUUAUCUUCCUGUUCAGAACAAUGGAUUAAUCCGGAUGGAGGACCUCGAGGCGGCCAUUCGCCCCGAGACUGCCAUCGUUAGUAUUAUGGCUGUCAACAAUGAAAUCGGUGUUAUCCAACCACUUGAGGAGAUCGGAAAGCUUUGCCGCUCCAAGAAGGUCUUCUUCCACACCGACGGUGCUCAGGCAGUGGGCAAGAUCCCACUGGACGUCAACAAGGCCAACAUUGACUUGAUGUCGAUUUCCAGCCACAAGAUCUACGGCCCCAAGGGUGUUGGUGCCUGCUAUGUUCGCCGUAGGCCCAGGGUUCGUCUUGACCCUAUCAUGACCGGAGGUGGACAAGAGAGAGGUUUGCGUAGUGGCACCCUCGCUCCCCAUCUUGUGGUCGGCUUUGGCGAGGCCUGCCGCCUCGCUAGUCAAGAAUAUGAGUAUGACACCAAGCACAUCAGCCGACUUUCGAAGCGCCUGUCUGAGGGCCUUCUGUCCAUGGAACACACCGCUCUUAAUGGCGACCCUGACGCCCAUUACCCCGGCUGUGUGAACGUCUCGUUUGCCUACAUUGAGGGCGAGUCCCUCCUCAUGGCCCUGAAGGACAUUGCUCUGUCGUCUGGCAGUGCCUGUACCUCUGCCUCGCUGGAGCCCAGCUACGUUCUCCGCGCCCUGGGAAGCAGUGAUGAGAGCGCCCACAGUAGCAUUCGAUUCGGAAUUGGACGAUUCACAUCGGACAGCGAGAUUGAUUAUGUGCUCAAGGCUGUGCAGGACCGUGUGCACUUCCUGAGAGAGCUGAGCCCCUUGUGGGAGCUGGUGCAGGAGGGUAUUGACCUGAACACGAUCGAGUGGAGUCAGCAUUAAAAUGAUUGUGUUUUCUUGUUCUUUUUGCGUAAUUGGAGGAUGGCAGCCAGGCGGGUAGUCAGUCAUUUAUUUCUCUCGAAACCCCGCUGGAUGACAGGUUUUUCCAUUUGAAGAUAUCAACUGUGG
Molecule: messenger RNA, 1849 nt
Organism: Aspergillus wentii DTO 134E9
Lineage: Eukaryota; Fungi; Ascomycota; Eurotiomycetes; Eurotiales; Aspergillaceae
Product: IscS subfamily cysteine desulfurase
Exons: 2
Coding region: 176-1723 (515 amino acids)
Biological process (GO): [2Fe-2S] cluster assembly
Cellular component (GO): cytosol; nucleus; mitochondrion
Molecular function (GO): cysteine desulfurase activity; pyridoxal phosphate binding
Source: RefSeq, a predicted model, not a curated record